Messenger RNA from Psammomys obesus (fat sand rat), 1833 nucleotides. RefSeq names its product protein Jumonji-like. Lineage: Eukaryota; Metazoa; Chordata; Mammalia; Rodentia; Muridae. The transcript is spliced from 2 exons. The record is from RefSeq and is a predicted model, not a curated record. Bases 455 to 1177 code for a protein of 240 amino acids.
UAUAAGACAGCAUGGAGAAGAAGAAGGAGCUUUUAGCUUGAACUCUGGUUUUAGCUUCUGCUUCAGCUGUUCAGCUCCCUGGAUUUUUGGGCUUUAAACUAGCAAGACUUCAGCCUUGGUUUUUUUCUUUUGGCCUUUCCUUUCUGGGAUGUCAGUUGAGCUAGUGAGCCUUUUGGUUUUUGUUUUGUUUUUGUUUUUGUUUUUUUCAUCUGGAGCUGAGCUGAGAAGGAAGGUCAGUCAGCUGGGUACUUUCUCUGCCCCUCUGAGCCAGAAGGCUUUAACCCCAGCAUCUGGCUCCUGAGUCUUUACUGGAAAAGUAGAGCGGUUGGCAUUUUCAUUUUUUUUAAACAACAUUUUGGCACUCCAACAAGUAGCACGACCCCACAGACAGAAAGAUCUCCAGCUGCGGACAAACUUGAGAAGCCAUCAGAGUUGUCAGCACUUGAAUCUCAGAAUGAGCAAGGAAAGACCCAAAAGGAAAAUCAUUAAGAAGAAAUUUGAUGACAGCGAUUGGAUCCCAAGGUUAGAAGAUAGCAUGGUGCAGAAAGUUCUUUAUUUGUCUCUGAAGGAAUUCAAGAAUGCACAGAAAAGGCAGCAUGGGGAAGGUGUUGCAGGGAGCCUGAAAACAGUGAAUGGGCUCUUUGGUAAUGACUCAUCUAAGGCAUUAGGACCAACCUCAGGGCAGUCAGAGAAUGAGAAGGAUCAUGCACCCCAAGUGUCCUCUGCUAGCAGUGAUGCUAGUUCUUCAGAUUUUGAAGAAGGGCCAUCGAGCAAAAGGUCUAGGCCGCGAGCAGUAAGAAAGUUUGCUCAAUUUCAGCCGAGUGGUCCCAGCACAACCCCAGUGAGGACAGUGGAGCCUUUGCCAUCCUGGCCAGCUGCUCAAUUUUCUGAUCUCUCUAAAAGGAUACCUAAGACAGAAGACUUUCUUACCUUCCUCUGCCUUCGAGGCUCCCCUCUGCUGCCCACCAGUAUGAUAUGUUUUGGAAACUCUCAGGAGGAUGUCGAAGAGGAAGAUAAGAUAGAUGUCAAAACAGCCAGCAACAAAACCUCCGGGAAAGGUAAAGCCCAUAAGCGCAUACACAAUGGGCGUGCUCUCAAAGGCUCCAAUAGAUCAACACGGGAGAAAAAACCUGCUCGAAAACAGAAAAGCAAACAGGCCAUUCCCAGGAGGAAGUGAGCACAGGGCAGACAGCCCAAGCGAGCAGGCUUCAGCCGCUCAGCGCACAGCUGCCUCCUUUGCAGGCUCCUCCACCAAAGGCCUUGCUGCCAACUACCAACCUCCUCUUCUGCAUUGGAUGGCUCAGGACCUAUGGAAACAGGUGUCUAAGGUAAAUGGAGUCAAUUGAAUGUCAUCUCUAGGUGCAGGGACAACCAGGGCCAAAAAGAUCGGAGAAUGUGAGGCACACUGCCACAGUGACCAGGGGAAAUGUCGGGUACACCGAGGCCCAGAGAGAACUGUGGGUCUCCGCUGGAUAAGCUUGAAGUCGGCCGUCUCAGGAUAGCCAGUUAUUUUACGCUUGGUCUAUAAUGCUAGGCUCCUUUUUCUCAGCAGGGUUCUGACUUCUCCCCUGAUCUGGAUAAUUCCAGGUCUUGUGAGGAGGUUGCAUGGCCUUCAGGGCAGAUUGUAAGCCAGAUUCUUCCCCUGAAUUCCUAGAAACACCCCAUCCUGCUAAGGAUCUCAGUCCAUCAGUGACCAUCAAUUGUACUUGGAUAUUCUGACACUCCCCCCCCCCCCAAGAUCAUUAAGUAUUAAAUUUUCCUUAUGAUGGGACCAUUAAGUAUUCCUGACCCUAGCGAAUCAAACACAUUCACCCUCAAAAUCCCUCCCUCUAC